CAUUCCAAGACGGGGCGGGGAGUAGCGGGUUCGGGACAUUGGAGUGGGAAGUCCUAGACACGUCGUUUUUGGAAAGCGGACGCGCUGCAACGGGACUAUGCAGGGGAGAGUCCGAAGUCCGAGCGCUGGUUUAGCCAUUAUUUUCUUCGUCCACUCGGCUUUGCUCUUCUCUCCUUCCUCUUUAGACUCGCUUGUCUUGCAGCUCAAAAUGAGGUCCCUAUAUACCACCUGCAGCUUACUGUGACACAAAAACGCCCACCGUCAUAACGGCUUCUUGUAUAAGCGACUGUGGAAAAGCUGGGGAGAGUGGUAGAGUUGAUUGCCAUGGGGUUUUCCACCCAGAAGACCACCACCACUACUUUGAGGCCCUUUUGCCCCUCCUCCUUCUGGACUUCGCGCUCUUUUCGCGUCGCGUCAUCUUCUUGGCCUUUCAUUUCUCCCUCCGAAGCUCACUGUCGCAGCAGAAGAAAAAUCCUCUCCAUUCAGGUAGCCAACAAUGGCCUCCAAAAUAGCACCGUGCCUUGUAAUUCUCUUCAAUUUAGAGAAGGUUCUUUACAAUUUCUAUCAAGAAUUGUUAUCGGGAUCAACAAGUACAAUGACAUGGAAUAUAACUGUAAUCUAUACAAGACUCCAGUUCAUGUUUCAUUCAUGAAAUUUUCAACUGCAUCAACUGGUAUGUUGGAGGAAGUGACAGAUGCAGAAGCGCUGAAUUCUUCACGUUAUUCUGAAGCAAAGGUUCAGACAGUAAGUAUUUUUGCUCGUGACUGUGGAACAUCCAGUGUCACCACUAAAGGUGAACUGUUUGGUGAUAGAAGAGGAUGGAUGCGAGCUAGAGAUAAUUUGACUGUAACUAAAAUGCAAAAUAAGUUUGAGUGCAAUAAUUGCAGCGCUCAUGCAUCUAAAAUAUGCAUUUCCAAUGCCCAGGAGCAAGUUCUUUCUAAGGAUGGAGGUCCUGGUCCUCGCUUACUGCAGGACCAUGAUCUGCCUAUCUCAUCCCCUGUAGUUAGUCAUUCUAAAUCAAAAAAUACAAAAGUGCUGAUGGAAUCUAAAUGGGUGGGGAGCCAGUCAAUUGAACCCCAUUUGGAAAUCAGUAAAGAUGAAACUUCUGACAUAAAUGAGAAUCACAAUUCAGAGGCAUCUACAAAGUAUGCUGACAUUGCAUCAUUGUCCAGAAAAAAAUAUGUUACUGGUGACUUGAAACUUCGGGUCAGGCUCUGUAGCAUCUUUAAAGAUAUCCUGGUUGUUGAUAGUAUUUCUCUUGCUAAGGAAGUAGUUGGAAUGCUUACAAAUAAGUACAGGCAUCUUAUACAUGCAUGUGAUACUGAGGUGGCCAAGAUUGAUGUCAAAGAGGAAACACCUAUUGAUCAUGGGGAAAUAGUAUGCUUCAGUAUUUAUUCUGGUCCAGAAGCUGAUUUUGGAGAUGGGAAAUCCUGUAUCUGGGUGGAUGUUCUUGAUGGUGGAGGCAAACAGAUGUUAUUCGAAUUUGAACCAUUUUUCAAGGACCAAUCCAUCAAAAAGGUCUGGCAUAACUAUAGCUUUGAUAAUCAUGUUAUAGAGAACUAUGGGCUUAAAGUUUCUGGUUUUCAUGCUGAUACAAUGCACAUGGCACGAUUGUGGAAUUCAUCAAGACGCUUGGAUGGGGGUUAUUCUCUUGAAGCACUUACGAGUGAUAAAAGAGUUAUGUGUGGGACUCAUUUGAACCAUGAAAACGAUUUGAUUGGUAAAGUGUCAAUGAAAGCUAUAUUUGGGCGGAAAAAGGUGAAAAAAGAUGGAUCUGUGGGUAAAAUGAUAACCAUUCCUCCUGUUGAAGAGCUACAAAGGGAUGAGCGAAUACCUUGGAUAUGUUAUUCUGCCUUAGAUGCUAGGAGCACUCUAAAGCUUUAUGAAAGCCUUAAGAGCCAUCUCUCAAAAAUGCUGUGGAAAGUUGAUGGAGUGCAAAUGAUGGGACUGGCUUCUGAAAAAUCCAUGCAUGAUUCUGAAAAAUCCAUGUAUGAUUUCUAUGAAGAAUAUUGGCGGCCAUUUGGUGAACUUCUAGUCCAAAUGGAAUCUGAAGGGAUGUUAGUUGACCGUGUGUAUCUUGCUGAGAUAGAGAAAGUGGCCAAAGCAGAGCAAGAGGUAGCUGUUAAUAGGUUCCGGAAAUGGGCAUCUAGGUAUUGUCCUGAUGCAAAGUAUAUGAAUGUGGGAAGCGAUGCUCAGUUGCGCCAGCUGCUAUUUGGUGGCAUGGUGAACAGUAAAGACCAUAGUGUGGCACUUCCAAUUGAGCGAACUUUCAAAGUUCCCAAUGCUGAUAACAUUAUCAAAGAAGGCCAGAGGGCACGCUCAAAAUUUCGUGAUAUUAAGUUGCAUAGUAUUGGUUGUCAGCUGCAAACUGAGAUGUACACAGAAACUGGUUGGCCGUCUGUCAGUGGUGGUGCUUUAAAGGCUCUUGCUGGAAAUGUUUCUGCUGAAUAUGACUUUAUAGAUGAGGCCUGUAACGUGGAUUGUGAUGAUGAAUAUGAAAAUUCUUCUCAGAAUGAAGUUAUCCAUGUAGAAAAAGACAAUAAAGCUUAUGGAACAGCUUUUUCUGCCUUUUCAACAGUGCAUGAAGGGAGAGAAGCUUGCCAUGCAAUUGCUGCUUUAUGUGAAGUCUGUUCAAUUGACUCUUUGAUAUCUAACUUCAUCCUUCCCUUGCAGGGUAGUAAUGUUUCAGGAAGGAAUGGGCGCAUUCAUUGUUCCUUAAAUAUCAACACAGAGACAGGACGCUUGUCAGCUAGAAGACCUAAUCUACAGAAUCAACCUGCUUUGGAAAAGGACCGGUACAAGAUCCGUCAAGCUUUUAUAGCUGCACCUGGUAAUUCUCUUAUAGUUGCUGAUUAUGGACAGCUCGAGCUUAGGAUUCUUGCACACCUUGCCAGCUGUAAGAGUAUGCUGGAUGCCUUUAAAGCUGGCGGCGAUUUCCAUUCAAGGACUGCAAUGAAUAUGUAUCCUCAUAUACGAGAAGCAAUUGAAAAAGAGCAAGUGAUUCUGGAGUGGCAUCCUCAGCCUGGUGAAGAUAAACCCCCAGUUCCUCUACUAAAGGAUGCAUUUGCGUCUGAAAGAAGGAAAGCCAAAAUGCUUAACUUUUCAAUUGCCUAUGGAAAAACUCCCAUGGGCCUAGCCAGGGAUUGGAAGGUUUCCGUGAAAGAAGCUAGGGAAACAGUUAACCUCUGGUACAAUGACAGAAAAGAAGUAUUGGUAUGGCAAGAGCAGCGUAAAAAAGAAGCUUGUGAGCAUUAUUGCGUAUACACAUUGCUAGGGCGAGCCCGGCAGUUCCCUUUGAUGGCUAAGGCUACAUCAUCUCAAAAAAGUCACAUUGAGCGAGCAGCUAUUAAUACUCCAGUGCAGGGUAGUGCAGCUGAUGUUGCCAUGUGUGCCAUGUUACAAAUAUCCAAAAACAUAUGGUUGAAAGAACUUGGAUGGAAGUUACUUCUACAGGUUAACUUCAUGUUCAUGACGAAGUCAUACUUGAAGGGCCAACAGAAUCAGCUGAGAUUGCAAAGGCUAUAGUUGUUGACUGCAUGUCCAAACCCUUUGAUGGCAAGAAUAUUCUUCAAGUUGACCUCGCUGUUGAUGCAAAGUGUGCUCAAAACUGGUACUCUGCAAAAUAGAAAUUUGGUCUGAGUUCUUAAGGUAUGAAGGCCAUACAUUGGUUUAGAAGGGGCUUAUUUUGCCCCAUCGUGCCGCUGCUAUUAGUGGAUCUGGGGAAUGUUUCCUCUCAUUUUCCUCUCACCUUCGCUCCAUAAUUCGUCAAUUGGGUCUGUGAUUGCAAUCAAAGAUGCUUUCGCUUGGGUCUCUGUUUGGUCGGGAGAGUAAGAGGUUUUGGACGUUCUGGGUUGCGGUUCCAAUUUGAAGGUUUGUGAAUAUUAAACGUCCAUAGCAAGAAGCAGAGUACUUAUUUUGUAAGUUACAUGUUAUUUGCUUCAUGUAGCUAUUUGAUUUUCGGCUCGUUGCAGAUUGUAUUCUACAUGUAUAUAAAUCAAAUACGGUGACCAUGUCAAUCUCACUUCCAAAUGGCUAUGUCUAGUUCUUAGUUGUUGGUUAUA
Messenger RNA from Prosopis cineraria, 4061 nucleotides. Its product is annotated as DNA polymerase I A, chloroplastic/mitochondrial. The transcript is spliced from 12 exons. The record is from RefSeq and is a predicted model, not a curated record. Gene Ontology annotation, molecular function: 3'-5' exonuclease activity; DNA-directed DNA polymerase activity; DNA binding. Bases 325 to 3525 code for a protein of 1066 amino acids. Lineage: Eukaryota; Viridiplantae; Streptophyta; Magnoliopsida; Fabales; Fabaceae. Gene Ontology annotation, biological process: DNA-templated DNA replication; double-strand break repair.